This is a messenger RNA of Priapulus caudatus, 1420 nucleotides long. RefSeq lists its product as uncharacterized. Gene Ontology annotation, cellular component: cytoplasm. Bases 89 to 1066 code for a protein of 325 amino acids. Gene Ontology annotation, biological process: protein transport. Lineage: Eukaryota; Metazoa; Priapulida; Priapulimorpha; Priapulimorphida; Priapulidae. The transcript has 2 exons. The record is from RefSeq and is a predicted model, not a curated record.
UACACACCGUAUCUUGUAUACUCUAGAGCUUAUACCGAAAUCGUUUAUCGGCAUUCUGAUAGAGAUUGAUUCUCACAACAACACAGUCAUGAAGUACAUCGAAGAAUUCCAGGUGAGACUCGAGGGAGAAACCUUUCUGCCGGGUGAUGUUCUCCGUGGCAGCGUCUCAUUCAUACUGCGUCAACCGAUCAAAGCGAAAUCACUGGCUAUCAACUUCGAGGGAGAAGGGCUCGCUGUUGCUACUCAGCUGAAGAAUAAGAACUGCAGUCGUCAAUUCAUGCACCUAGAGGAAAAGGUAGCGGCGUUUAACAAGUCACAACCAGAGGUGAUGAAAGCUUUUCAAACUCCCGGUAAGCACACGUUCUUCUUCUUCCAUCGUCUACCGAAAAACCUGCCGGGAAGCUUCAGUUACUCUGCAGCCGACCACGACGCGAGCAUUGCCUACUGCAUCUACGCUGUGAUAAAGGCACCGAAGAGGUUUGGCUGCAAGCAAAUGGUCGCCAGAGCAGAGGUAACGAUACCGAAGACACAGAGCGACUACGAUGAGGAUUUCGACUUUGAAGAGAUUUGCGCUGAUGGCGAUUGCACAUACACGUACGUUCCUCUAAACGAGCUUGAGCGUAACAGCGGACACAAGAAGCCAGAGAGAGUGGCUACGCAGCUACCAUCCAGCCUUAGCGCGGCCAGAUUCAUUCGAUCUUCAUCGCAGUCCAGCACCGAAAGCUCGAGUGAUAGUGUUACUGGAUCUGCCGUCUCCACCGACAACGUGCUGAAUGAAUCUUACGAUUCCCACAUGUCGCUGGGUUCGAUGGGUAGCGAGUCUAGCGACCACAGUCGCCUGUCGUCGCAGAGCAGUGAAAGCGACGCCUUCGACAGCAGCCGACACACGUCGGUCGACGACAGCGGGCUGGACGACAACGACGUACAGGAAUACAUAGUGAAAGUGCUGCGAGCGACCGACACCGGGAAGGAGACGAGCGAUGUUACUUCUUCUGUCGGGAAUAUGAAUAUCUCAUCUGAUAGAGUCAGGAAAACUUCCGUUAUUAAGACUGUGAUAAUCAUGUGAAUUUUGCUACGAGACAAAGUUUAAAUAUUAUAUGGAUAACUUGUACUGAAUCGUCUAUUAAUGAGGUAAUGGGGUUAUUUACUGUAAGCAAACAACGAUGCAAGUAAUUAAACUGUUCAGAUGUAUAAUGGUUUUUACAACUAACACAUUUUUUAUUAUGAGGUAUAUAUUGCUGUUUAAUUUAUAUCUAGCAAGUGUCGGAGUUCUCCUUAAUGUGUAAAUUAUAUUGUGUAUUUUUGUAUAUAUAUUAAACCACCGGUGAAUUAAUCCCUGCGUUGAGCACACUCAAUUUACACUAACGAAACGCCACAAAAUGUCACUAAUGCAAAGAUACUAUUAAUUUUCCGAUUACGU